Rhodamnia argentea is the source of this 1729-nucleotide messenger RNA. RefSeq names its product aldehyde oxidase GLOX. The coding region runs from base 54 to 1694 and encodes 546 amino acids. The transcript has a single exon. Lineage: Eukaryota; Viridiplantae; Streptophyta; Magnoliopsida; Myrtales; Myrtaceae. The record is from RefSeq and is a predicted model, not a curated record.
CGCUCUGGUCUCUUCACUUUUCCCCCAUUCUUCACUGUCUCUCUCUCUCUCCAAUGGGGCCUUUCGCUUCACCUUCACAACAAUGGCGGUUUCUCCUCAGCCUCCUCGUCUUGACAACCGUCUCCCUCGACGAUUUCGCCUCCUUCGCGCGCGCCGGCCUCCCAGGCACGUGGGAGCUGCUGGUGGCGGACGCGGGCAUCGCCUCCAUGCACACCGCCGUCACCCGCUUCAACACCGUCGUCCUCCUCGACCGCACCAACAUCGGCCCCAGCCGCCUCCGCCUCCCCCGCGGCCACUGCCGGCUCGACCCUCGCGACGCAGCCCUCAAACGCGACUGCUACGCUCACUCCGCGGUGCUCGACCUCGCCACCAACCGGAUCCGCCCCCUCACCAUCCUCACCGACACCUGGUGCUCCUCCGGCCAGUUCCUCCCCGACGGCUCCCUCCUCCAGACAGGCGGCGACCUCGACGGCUUCCGCAAGAUCCGCCGCUUCGCCCCCUGCGACCCCGCCGGCGACUGCGACUGGGUCGAGCUCGACCAUGCGGAGCUCUCCGAAGGCCGGUGGUAUGGCACGAACCAGAUCCUCCCUGACGGGUCGGUGAUCGUCGUCGGCGGCCGCGCAGCCAACACCGUCGAGUAUUACCCGCCGCGGGAGGGGGGAGCCGUGUUCUUCCCGUUCCUCGCCGACGCCGGGGACAGGCAGAUGGACAAUCUGUACCCGUACGUCCACUUGCUGCCCGACGGCCACCUCUUUGUCUUCGCGAACGACAGGGCGGUCUCCUUUGACCACAAGCUCGCUCGGGUGGUCCGCCAGUACCCGCCCCUGGAGGGCGGCCCGCGCAACUAUCCCUCGGCCGGCUCAUCCGCGAUGCUCGCCCUCGAGGCCGGCUACGAUACUGCCGUGAUCGUGGUCUGUGGCGGGGCCCCUUACGGUGCGUUCAUCGAGCGGAACACGGACUCGCCGGCCCGCGGCAGCUGCGGCAGGAUAGUGGCGACAGCGGCUGAGCCUUCGUGGGAAUUGGAGGACAUGCCGUUCGGCCGGAUAAUGGGCGACAUGGUAAUGCUCCCGACCGGCGACUUCCUGAUAGUCAACGGAGCUCAGGCCGGUACGCAGGGGUUUGAGCUGGCCUCCGACCCGUGCCUCUUCCCGGUCCUCUACAGGCCCGAUCAGCCCGCCGGGCUACGGUUCAUGACACUGAACCCAAGCACUAUCCCCAGAUUGUACCACUCCACGGCCAACCUGCUGCCGGACGGGCGGGUCCUGAUCGCCGGGAGCAAUCCGCACUACUUCUACAAAUUCAACGCUGAAUUCCCGACCGAGCUGCGGAUCGAGACGUUCUCCCCAGAGUACUUGUCGGCUGACCGGGCGAACAUUCGGCCCUCACUGGACGAAAUUCCGGCCAUGGUCCGUUACGGGGAGGCCUUCGACGUGUGCGUGUCCGUCGAGUUGCCGGUGGUGGGUAUCGUGGAUGUGAACUUGAACAGCGCGCCCUUCGCGACGCACUCGUUCUCCCAGGGUCAGAGGUUGGUCAAAUUGGCCGUGACGUCAGCCAUCCCCGACGGCGAUGGCCGGUACAGGAUCAGGUGCACAGCGCCGCCAAACACGGCGGUGGCGCCGCCCGGUUAUUACAUGGCGUUCGCGGUGAACCAAGGCGUGCCGAGCGUGGCACGUUGGGUGCAGUUAAUAGCAUAAUCUCUUUUGGUGGGACUAUUUUUUUUGUUUUUUUA